This is a messenger RNA of Tigriopus californicus, 636 nucleotides long. RefSeq names its product mitochondrial import inner membrane translocase subunit Tim13-B-like. Lineage: Eukaryota; Metazoa; Arthropoda; Copepoda; Harpacticoida; Harpacticidae. The transcript has 3 exons. Bases 132 to 404 code for a protein of 90 amino acids. The record is from RefSeq and is a predicted model, not a curated record.
AACUCAACAUGAUGGGAUCUGCUGUUGUGCUUCAGUUGGUCCGAUCUAGAGUCUAGAACUAAAAGCAUCAUCACGUUGUGCACUGUAGCUCGUUCUUUGUUGGUUUUCCGUUCUCCCCUUGCAUCAUUACCAUGGACGCCGAAACUUUGGGUAAAAUGAGCUCGAGUCAAAAGGACGAACUCAUGCGGACGGUUCAAGCCCAGGUGGCCUUGGCCAAUAUGCAAGAGCUACUCUCGAAAGUGACGGACAAAUGCUUCAAGAAGUGUAUCUCGAGUCCAGGCACCUCUCUGGGAUCCUCAGAUCAGAAAUGUAUCGCUAUGUGCAUGGAUCGGUACAUGGACUCGUUCAACCUGGUCUCAAAAGCUUAUUCAGAAAGACUUCGACAAGAGAGUGGGCGAUUAUGAAUCCGUCCCUUUGCUCUUGUCGAAUGAGUGACGAGUGAACCGGCGAUUAUUCAUCCUGACCAUGUGGAGUCCCUUUUCUCACUCUUGUAGAGACACUCUUGUACGACACAAACAUCAUGAAACAGUUCUCAUCCUCCGGUUUAUUUUGCGUGGAAGAUGGAUUGUCGUACUCGCUCUGGUUUAAUUUCCUUCAGAUUGUCAGUCAAUAAAGAAUACAUUUUGGUAACCGAAA